GUGUUUGUGGGUCAUUGAGUGUCCUACCAGUUUUCACAAACCCUUGUUUGAGGAAACGGCACAAAACCUGGCAACUGUUUUUAAAAAUGGGUGAACGGUUGCAAAGUCAAAACACGUACGUUUGCUCUUUUUCUGAUUGCAGCGCCACAUUUAGGAAGUCGUGGAAGUUAGAGGCUCAUCUGUGCAAACACACUGGAUUGAAACCAUUUUCCUGUGAGAGCUGCGAGAAGAGUUUCUGCGCUCGCUAUGAGCUCACCAGGCAUGAACGAGUGCAUAGCGGUGAAAAACCACAUACGUGUCCCAUGGAUGGAUGUUUGGAGGCCUUUGGGAAAAAUGCCACCAUGAAGAACCACAUAACUCGAGUCCACCAGCACCAGGAAGACAGAUAUAAAUGCGACUAUGAAGGCUGUGAAAAGGAUUUCAGCAAGAAGAAACAACUAAAAGCUCACAAGUGUGAACAUGGAGAACCAUUGGCUUUUCACUGCACAUUCAACGGAUGUGGGAAAGACUUUCCCAGUCGAGAGAAACUGAAGCAUCACGAGAAAGUUCAUCAAGGUUACCCCUGCAGCUUUGACCUGUGUCCUACCUUGAGUAAAACAUGGACUGAAUAUCUAAAGCACAGAGCCCAACACAGAGAGAAGCUCGUGUGUGAAAAGUGCAAUAGACUCUUCAACAACACCUGGUUUUUGCGCCUGCAUGAGCUGCGUGCGCACUCUGGGGAGAAGAGGUACUUCCUGUGCCCCAGAGAGGGCUGUAACAGGAAGUUCACCCGCCGUGUUAAACUGGAGAGUCAUGUACUGGGAGACCAUGAAGGGAAGAAACCCUUCUCCUGUGCAUAUCCUGGCUGUGGGAAGAGCUUUGCCUUGAAGGAAAGCGUAUGGCGACAUGGUGUGGUUCACAACCCUGCAAAAAGAGAGCUGAAGAAACGGAAGCCUAAAAUGGACAAGCCCUCGCAGGUUGCACAGGAGGCCACCCAAUCGGCUGCAGAUGAUCAAGAAACCGGCAAGCUUGCUGCAAAGCUGCACAGUACAACUCUGGAGGAAAACGUAUCUUGAAUCUUACUCGUUAGUCUAGGGGUGACCUUUAAUUGGAAAGCAUUCAUAUACUUCCUACUGAUUCUGAAAGUGUGAAUAAAUCCCCCGUUCAAAGCAAAACAUAAGCAGUCUUCCUACACCUAUUUUGUGCUAAAGCUACUAGUCCAAGUCAAUGUAUGGGUAGCUAUUGCUACUAUUGUAGAAAUAAUUUUAAAAAAAAGUAUGCUCUUGCUGAGAAUAAAGGGGUCAAAAUUAAA
Molecule: messenger RNA, 1291 nt
Organism: Xiphophorus couchianus (Monterrey platyfish)
Lineage: Eukaryota; Metazoa; Chordata; Actinopteri; Cyprinodontiformes; Poeciliidae
Gene: gtf3ab
Product: general transcription factor IIIA, b
Exons: 9
Coding region: 87-1055 (322 amino acids)
Cellular component (GO): nucleus
Source: RefSeq, a predicted model, not a curated record